This is a messenger RNA of Pygocentrus nattereri (red-bellied piranha), 1111 nucleotides long. RefSeq names its product actinodin3 (gene and3). The record is from RefSeq and is a predicted model, not a curated record. The transcript has 5 exons. The coding region runs from base 1 to 1098 and encodes 365 amino acids. Lineage: Eukaryota; Metazoa; Chordata; Actinopteri; Characiformes; Serrasalmidae.
AUGCGGAUUUUGGUGAGGCCAAAGCUGAGGGGAGACCCAGCUGGGGCUUCUGGCAGGAGGAGGGGCUGUCCAGAUUCCCGUUCUUACCGCUCAUACCUGGGCACUGACACAGGAGCGCCAGCACAGGUGUCGGAGAUGAGCCCCUCGACGCCCAUCGUCGGGACCCUGUCCUGUAUCUUGAUACUGCCGACAUCUGGAUCUUUUUCACGUGACAUUGUGUGCUACGCAUGUAAAUCUUGUGUCUCAGCGUCCGGUCAGUCUGUGACCGCAGUGAGCAUCGACGCUGCCCGAGCCCACAGCUUCCUCGCCCACUCACGGCCCCGACGCGCAGGAGACCCCAAAUGGUACCACAAAGACCCCAACUUCCAGUCCUACUACCGUUACUACAGCAGCAUCGGACACACGGAGGGGCUGUACGAGGUUGACAAGAUCAGGAUGCUUUACCAGCAAAUGCGCCACCUAGAGAACACCUACGGCCCGGAAGCCUCCAAAUACCAGAACACUCUUGGCCUUCGGCUUCCCAAAAGCACUCCUCCGCCUCCGACCACCAAGCCCCCCCCACCCCCCACCAUUCCUCCUCCAGCUCCUGCCCUGCUGCCUCACUCUCAGGUUGACGUUACCUACCUGUGCAACCCCAAAGACCCCCUCUGCAAGCCGCAAAUAGUGUACCUGCCCACUGGGGCGGUCCCUGUUCUCUGUGAUCCACGCUACCACCCAGCAUGUAAGUUAACUGCGGCUAAAGAGGCCCCUUCUGCCCCAGUCAAGCCGGACACCCCCGUCCCCCCGCCGGCUAAAAAACCCAUUGCCCACCAGCCUCCACCUCCAAUAAUCGUCAAAGGGAUGGAGUAUGACUGUGAUCCCUAUUGGGAUCCGGAUUGCCUGAUUGACAACCCGCCCCGACCUGUGAAAGUUAGAAGCCCUGUGUUAGCGCAGCCCACAAAAGCCCCUGUCGUUCAAAAGGUGGAGAAGGAGCACGAAGAAGACGGUGACAGUCCAGCACCAGAAGACAAGAGCACCCUCUUCCACGACCCCUACGACUAUCGCAGAGAUCUUUACGACCCAUACCUUUACGCUAAUCCAGCCGAUGAUCCUCAGUAGCACUCUAGCAUUG